This is a messenger RNA of Helianthus annuus (common sunflower), 1144 nucleotides long. Its product is annotated as oligoribonuclease. NCBI's taxonomy places the organism in Eukaryota, Viridiplantae, Streptophyta, Magnoliopsida, Asterales, Asteraceae. The coding region runs from base 167 to 907 and encodes 246 amino acids. Gene Ontology annotation, cellular component: mitochondrion. The transcript has 9 exons. Gene Ontology annotation, molecular function: 3'-5'-RNA exonuclease activity; nucleic acid binding. The record is from RefSeq and is a predicted model, not a curated record.
AAAAUCCCUAAUAAAGUAAUAAUCAUGUAGCACUCACUCUAUAUAAUUGAUCAAACCCACAUCAUUCAUGCCCUAAAAAACCCAUCAAAUUUCACUAAUCCAGCAGGUUCCAAAUCAUCAAUCGGAACUACAAAUCGAUCAUCUUCAACCUGCAUGAAGGAUCUUUAUGGUUGAAAAAUCAAAAGCAGUAUCAACUAAAAGUAUGGACCACCUCUCUAAUACUUUUUCUUUGCUAGAAAUGGACGUUGAGGAUGAUAGAAUAGAGACUACCAGUUCCGCUAAUGAUCCAGAGAAACCCAAUGGUGACGCUAAGAAAGAAACCGAUAGUCAUAAAAACGUGUUAGAAGGAGAUUACCGGUUGCCUCUUGUGUGGAUCGACUUGGAAAUGACGGGAUUGAAUAUUGAAGUAGAUAGAAUACUGGAGAUUGCUUGUAUAAUCACAGAUGGAAAGUUGAACAAAUCCAUAGAGGGUCCCGACUUGGUUAUACAUCAACCGAAAAAGUGUCUUGAUGAGAUGGGAGAAUGGUGUACGGAACAUCACGCAGCAAGUGGUUUGACAGAAAAAGUGAUCCAAAGUACCAUUAGUGAAAAAGAAGCUGAACAACGGGUUGUUGAGUUUGUCAAGAAACAUGUGGGCACAUACACUCCUCUGCUUGCGGGAAACUCAGUUUAUGUUGAUUUUAUGUUCUUGAAGAAAUACAUGCCUGAAUUGGCUAGUCUAUUCUCUCAUGUAGUCGUUGAUGUCAGCAGCAUUAACGCCUUAUGUGUUCGUUGGUUCCCAAGAGAUAAAAAGAAAGCUCCAAAGAAGGAGAAGAACCACAGGGCGAUGGAUGACAUCAAAGAAAGCAUAGCGGAACUCAAAUACUACAAGGAAAAUGUCUUCAAACCACUCAAGUCUAAGAAGUAACAACAUCAAAUGUGAGAAUCAUGUAUGAUGCAAAACUGGAUUUAUUUAAGGUGGAAACUUUGGGUCAAAUCCGUAACCUAGGGGGGUCAAAACAGGUCGGUUAGGUCAGGUCGGUGCGUAAGCAUUUAUUUUUUGAAGUGUUUGAUAUGAUUAAGGUAUGAUAUUAUAUAUUAAGUUGUGUUUUGGAUGUGCCUUAUAAUCAAGUGUUUUGUGUUUUUGUUAAUCAAUUAUUAAGCA